Molecule: messenger RNA, 1373 nt
Organism: Macroventuria anomochaeta
Lineage: Eukaryota; Fungi; Ascomycota; Dothideomycetes; Pleosporales; Didymellaceae
Product: acetoin dehydrogenase-like protein
Exons: 3
Coding region: 306-1316 (336 amino acids)
Molecular function (GO): oxidoreductase activity, acting on the CH-OH group of donors, NAD or NADP as acceptor
Source: RefSeq, a predicted model, not a curated record
CUCUUCUCCGCACUUCUUGUUCCCGCCGCCAGCUUCGUCCGGUCUGCAAACCAACAUCGUGUGAUGCUCUGGCCAUGGGAUCCGCGGAACGGUGCCGCUUUGCUGCAGUAGUCGACACGAGCGUGACACGAGCGUGACACGUCUAGCCACAGACUCGUUCUCCAUGGACGUCACCUCCCGGACUACCUUAGCCCGACAAGCCGCUGAGCUUCAUGGAAUGCUGCCGCUUUGAAGACGUGAGAGGGGUUGGCGCAUGCUCUGCCUAUCCGGUAAGGACCUGUCCCUAGCUCUAGGCUGUGGUACAUAUGGAUCUGGUGCUGCCUCUCGUACCUUUCUUUCUUCCUGUCCACUUGUUCAGGCCCAGUGUAGACCCAACCCGCUCAUUGCAAACCCACUGUCUUCUCUAUACGCUCUUCAUGUCUUUCCGUCUGCCAGCAAGGACGAUCUGGCAAGCUUCGCCCAAAAUUGCGAGCCUGUCCCGUGUUUCGACCCAAGUGCCACAGUGGGCGCGCAGCUACGCAACGCCAGCAGCAGGAGGGAGCAGGACAGCGAUUGUGACAGGAUCAUCACGUGGAAUCGGCAAAGCCAUUGCUCUGCGAUUGGCAAACGACGGCUACGACAUAUGUAUCAACGACGUUGCGGCGAACAAGGCUGGCUGCGAUGAAGUCGCCAGGGAGAUCGAAAGUCUCGGCCGCAAGGCCUUCGCAUUCACAGCGGACGUGUCGAACCUGAAAGAGGUGCAGGACAUGGUGCAAGCGUCUGCUUCGGAGCUAGGCCCUCUGAACACCAUGGUCGCGAACGCGGGUAUCGCACAGGUGAAGGGUCUAUUGGAGCUCUCUGAACAGGACUUCAGGAGGAUGUUUGAGGUUAAUGUCUACGGUGUGUUUAACUGUUACAAAACCGCUGCAGAGCAGAUGAUCUCACAAGGCUCCGGCGGCAAGCUCCUCGGCGCAGCAUCUAUCGUUGCCUUCAAACCUUUUGCCCUGCUCUCACACUACAGUGCUUCCAAAUGGGCUGUACGAGGCAUGACGCAAGCCUUCGCCAUGGAGAUGGCCGAGCACAAGAUCACAGUCAACACAUACGCACCUGGCAUUGUUGGCACUGCAAUGUGGGAUCUUAUCGACGAGAAGCUGGGCGAGAAGACAGGGGCGCGGAAGGGAGAUACUAUCAAGAAAUACACAAACGAGCUGAUUGCGCUGGGCAGGACAAGUGUACCUGAGGAUGUGAGCAGCACGGUAAGUUUCCUGGCGAGUAAGGACAGCGACUAUAUGACGGGGCAGACCAUCGUCAUAGAUGGUGGUAUCAUCUUUACCUGAAUCUAGUUAUACGUCAAAUGCAACGCUUCCACAUCAGCAUUUGUCCAUUUUCCAUUG